Messenger RNA from Coniophora puteana RWD-64-598 SS2, 946 nucleotides. RefSeq names its product thioredoxin-like protein. Lineage: Eukaryota; Fungi; Basidiomycota; Agaricomycetes; Boletales; Coniophoraceae. The record is from RefSeq and is a predicted model, not a curated record. The transcript is spliced from 7 exons. The coding region runs from base 66 to 752 and encodes 228 amino acids.
CCGGGGUGUGCUUGCGGCGAGCGUUCUCCUUCCUGCAUCUUUCUUCCCUACCUUUAGCGUUCAUAAUGUCUACUGAAACUCAGUCCAAAGUUAUCGUUCACCACCUGAACGAUUCCCGUUCUCAGCGUGUGCUUUGGCUACUCGAAGAACUCGAAGUGCCGUAUGAAAUCAAGUACUACACUCGCGGUUCGGACUUGCUGGCGCCCAAAGACCUGCUCAAAGUGAGCCCUCUGGGAAAGUCUCCGGUCAUCACCGACGGCGACAUGAACCUCGCUGAGAGCGGCGCCAUCGUCACCUAUUUGAUCGAGAAGUACGGAAAAGCAGAAGACCAGCCUCCCACCACCGGCAAAGUCCAUGAUCUUUACUUUACCCACUAUUCUGAGGGUUCACUGAUGCCACUGCUUGUGAACAAACUCAUCUUUCAAAUUGUUCCUACGAGAGCGCCGUUCCUGCUGCGGCCGCUUUUGCGCAUGGUCUUCGCCACCUUGACCAGCCAGCUCGUUGAGCCAGAAUUGAAGAAACAUCAGACUAUGAUCGAGGAGCACCUCAGCAAGACUGGUCCGUGGUUCGCGGGCGGACAAAGCCCCACAGCUGCCGACUACAUGAUGGCAUUCCCGCUGGAGGCUAUCGAUGCCGCCAACCGCGACAGCCUUGGACACAAAUCCAGGGAGUACGUCAAGAUGAUUCACGAACGUCCUGCUUACAAACGCGCUUUGGAACGUGGGGGUGAAUACAGCUACGCUAAACUGUAGUCCUCGUUCGGCUUGCCGGUCGUCGAAUCAUAUAUUCGAUCUUGUAUUUGCACGCCGUCCGUAUCAUGGAAUCCGAUUAAGCGGGUGUAGAUUAUGGGUAAUACGCUACAUAUACACGUAGCACACGUUUUAGAUCCAAUCCUGUAGUUUGAAGCAUGUACUGUAUGUCCUCUAAACGAGACCGAAGCAGAAAC